Molecule: messenger RNA, 443 nt
Organism: Ochlerotatus camptorhynchus
Lineage: Eukaryota; Metazoa; Arthropoda; Insecta; Diptera; Culicidae
Exons: 2
Coding region: 66-389 (107 amino acids)
Source: RefSeq, a predicted model, not a curated record
GGAACGGUCGCGAGUCAGUCGCGUGGACGGGACGUGUGAGCAUAUACGAGCUUCCAUCACAAGCCAUGAGACGGCUAUCAAGCAUUGCGGUGCUUCUGUUCGCGGCAGUGACACUGGGUCAAGGCUACAGUGGCGUGCCUCGAACGUACAAUCUCGAAACGGAGGAGGACCGGUAUGGGAAAUAUGAGCGGGUACUGCUGGGACUGAAAUCUUCCGAGGGACUAAAUCUGGAUAGUAAGGUUCUGGAUAAGAUACGGGAUGUGAUCUUCGAGGAGGAAGCAUCCAUGCCUUUGAAAGCUGGAGAACGGCUGGUCGCGGUUCACCUGGGACGGCCGAAGCAAUCGCGGGAGAUUGCACAGUUGCAGUAUAAGAAUAGGAUAAGAUAUUAGGUUUACUGAGAGGUUUAUCUUGCUAGUACAAAGUUAGAGCACUUUUCCAGACUG